Molecule: messenger RNA, 4704 nt
Organism: Haliotis rufescens (red abalone)
Lineage: Eukaryota; Metazoa; Mollusca; Gastropoda; Lepetellida; Haliotidae
Exons: 3
Coding region: 186-785 (199 amino acids)
Source: RefSeq, a predicted model, not a curated record
CAGUGUCACGUGACAGGGUAUUUCCUCAGACAACGUUGGCUGGUUUGUUUUGGUCUCAGGACAAGGCUAACCUGCGAGCGUGUACGGAACGAACGGUGUGAUUGUGUUUGAAAUCCACGAGCGACGUCACACUAAUUUAUUUAAUUUAUUUCCUUCGUGUCUCUUACUAUACAGAACAGUUUAAAAUGGCGACUGUUGUGACGAUUCUUGGGUUUCUGUGCUCAACUCUGAGUCUGACGUUCAAUGCCAUUGCGAUCGCCACACCUCACUGGCUUGCUUCGAGAGGGCGAACUAACACUGACAUCGGCGUGUUCCGACACUGUAAUGUCGACAGUGGAUACUGCGGCGAUAUGGACACUCUGGGAGCGAUCAUCAACUCUAAAGAUAUCGUGUGGUUCCGGACAGUGCAGGCCACACUACUGCUGGGAUGUGUGGGGUCCCUCCUCGGGGUCGUCAUGUCCUUCCUCUACCACAUCCGAUUCUUCGAGUCUCACAGCGGAUUCAAGUCUCUCACCAUCGUCAACAUCAUGACACUGUCCAUUGAGCUUGUGGCUGUUGUGCUAUUCGGCCUGGACAGCGAGGACAUGUUUGGCCUCGAUGGUCACACAGUCACCCUUGAUUGGUCAUUCCACGUUGCCAUUGUUGCCCUCUGCUUCAUAUUCCUCUCCAUCAUCUUUCACGCCAUGGAGGCGAGCCGUGCCGCAGACCUCAUCCGCAACAUGCAACAUCGCCUGACAGUCUGGACCACACCCUACACCCUGUUUGUAGACCAGGACCAAGCUUAAUGAUACAUAUGGUUGUGUUUAGUGGAUUUCGACUUAAUGAUAUAAUUGUAUAUACAGGUUUACCAUACUGUUUACGGUUAACUUCUACUAACAAUGCAAAACUCAUCUGCAAUACAUUCGGGUCGUGGUUGAUAGGAGUAUUUACCAUUUGGUAAACUUGUGCGACAGUGUUUAAGUGGGUAGGGUGUAUUUACAAUAGUGAGAAAGCUAUUUUAAUUCACAUCUCAUAUUCACUUUGGUAGUGGGUUCACUUUGUAAAUAUGUCAGUUGUCAAUUUGGAAACAUAUAUCAAACCAUUCACAUUGUUUCAAUUAAACUGACUCAUUAAUUCUUCAUGGAAUAAUUAUAUCCUGGAGGGAGAUAAUGUAGGUCAUUAUUCCUGAAGUGGUAAUAAUUUUGAAAGAUGAUAAUUUUAACAGAAAUUGCCAUUACCUACCAAUCAGUAUUGAAGGAUAUUUUUCUCAUAUUUGUGUUUAUGAUAAGAAAUCGUUGUCGGCUUGUGAUGAGUCAGAAUUGAUAAUUAACGUUAACAGGUUUAUUGCACUGCAGACUUAAUUGGCAGUGUGAGAACAUUAUGACUGCAUAUAUAUGUUAUAGCUAUAUACUAGACUUGGGCAAGUAUGUUGUCCUAGCAACUUUAAUGAAGUGAAUCAAAAUCCACUUUUGUCUUUGUGUAGACAAACAUCUUGUGAUGUGUAUCAAUCUAUCUAUUAAGGAUUGUGUUGUUUCAAAAACUUCCAGAUGAAAUUACCGAAGAAAUAGAAUAGAAACACAAUAGAAUAUCAUUUAAGGUGUAUCACUGGCUCUCAUGAGGGUCCAUUAAUGUUUUUUUCUCAACAGAUAAGCUUCUUUGAGAGGAAUUAGAAGUUGGAGUACUAAGUAAGGAUAAGAUAUAUGGAUUAACAUUUGUAAUAAAGAAGUUGUUCAUCCAUAUAUCUUAUCCUUACUUAACAGAAAAGCUGCAUGUGUUGAUUAAACACAUAUAUAUUCUUAUUAAUAUGUGAUAAUAUGUCUACAAGCAUUUAUCUCAAGUGCCUAACUAUGUUUCAGUAUUUCAGUAUUUUAUGGAUUCCUCUAACAAAACUCAAACAGUUUUACAAGAAUAUUUAACACAAGUUAAAGUAAUGGCAUUAUAUAAUGACAUAUGGACUAUGUAUUGGCUGAUAUAGUGGUCACCUGUAUCACAUGGUCAUAUGGGAGGAUUUUCAUCCUCUUUCAAAUUUUGUAAAAUCCUUCCAUCAGUGUAUGAAAUAUUUGGUGCUUCGUAACUGUGGUAACAACAGUCAACUCGUUCAUGAAGCAGGAGUAAUCUCCCUUAGAAUGGAAUGUUUACCCCUAGGAUUUUAUAAGUGCUUCUCCGUGUAUUCUCUCCAGCUCAAUUCUGUAGUUUUAAGACAAGCCCAACAUUCAUACAUAGGACUUAUUGUUUUUAAUGUUUCUAUACACGUUUUCGUGUUGUCUUCUACAUUGUUUAACUGCACAAACAUCAAAGGCAGUUGAAAUGUUAUUUAUUUAAAACAUUUUGAGAUAUGAGUAAAUUCAUGUUUGUUUGGUAUUUCUAAAGUUGUUAUAUUGUGAUCCUACACCUGUGACAUUGUUGACAUAUACUUCCACCUGGACAUCAUUAUUCAAAUGGACAUUAUAUCUCAUGUUUUUACAUACUAACACUAUUGCCUGUCUUCCUGCAUUUACAACUUCAUCAAUUUUAAUCUGUGGAUUGAAUCUGUUUUCUGAAAUGAUUCUCAAUAAUCUGAUAAUGUAGUCUGAUAUUAGCCCAUGAGAGUUGUAUUGUAUUUUCUUGUUUCAAGGGUAUUGUUACGACCAAAGAAAGUCCUUUGAGAUGGUACUAGGCUUCCUGUAUCCUGUCCAGCAUUACAUGACUUCAGACAGUGCAAAUAUCAACUCUGUAUAUACCUGUACAUAUAUAUGCUUUGUUGGGGUAUCUUUUGUGGAAUCAUGAUAUUUUUCUUCCUGCAAAUCAUAUUUUCAUGCAAAUUAGUCCAGGACAUUUGUUAUGUAUAUUCUUUGCAUGGUUGUAAUCAGAUCCACUUUCUAAAGUCUAAAGACUGACAAGUGGAGCAAUAGCUCUGGCCUUAAUAAUCAGCAGCCAUGGCUUACCUACAACAGACCCAAAUUCAGGUUGUAUAUAAUAAUAUGAUUAUGAAGUAAUUAUCAAAACACAUAGUAAAAUGUUUGACAAACCAAAAUCAAAAUGAAUGUUUGCCCUAGGUUUGUCAGCUCCAGUCCUGUCACCAAAGUGGUAAUGCCUGAGAUGACUCUGGGCUCUUCUCCCCCAUCAAGCAGACAUACCGUGAUAUUACUGAAAUACUGUUUAAUAGGGUAUUAAACCAGACCAACCCACUCGCCCAACUAAUACAUAGGAGACACAGCAUUCUUGGCUGGAAAUGGAAAAUUGCUAAUUUCAGUCAAUUAGGUAUAUGAAAACUGUAAAUACUGAAUGCCAAUCAAAGACUUUCAGCAGGCAUAUGGCUGUAAUACUGAUGAUGAGGUCAUAAUUUGUGGAUAAAAACAGAUCUGAUAAAAUGUUUAUUUAGUUCGAUGUAGUCAGUGUAUGAGCAAAUGUUUACAUUGAUAUGUUGCAUCAUCCUCUCUGUCUCCAGGGGCGGUCGGGUAGCCUAGUGGUUAAAGCGUUCGCUCGUCAGGCCGAAGACCCGGGUUCGAUUCCUGACAUGGGUACAUUGUGUGAAGCCCAUUUCUGGUGUCCCCCGCCGUGAUAUUGCUGGAAUAUUGCUAAAAGCGGCGUAAAACCAUACUCACUCACUCACUCACUCUCUGUCUCCAGGGCUCGCAUUGCGGCAAACCUACACUAACUCCUGGAUCCAUUCCUCGCACCUCAAAUUACCCGCCCUUGAUUUUCAUUGUCAUCAUCAUCCAAUUUGAUUCGCUAUGUUACUAAGUCUAACGAGCCAAUCAGAAUGUGAGGUACAAACCAACGUCAAUUUUGGAUUUGCGAUAUUAACGCCAUGGUGGCCAGUCCCAUUAAUUACAAUUGAGUUUGUGAGUGAUUCAACAUUAAAAAACAGACUUGACAGCAUAACAAUGCCGUAAACAAUUGUUUUGAUGGAAAGAAUGUCUUGCAUAGGCAAGUCCCUUACCUAUUUCCUUUUUCCUUAUCAGGACGUUUGAUUGGUCGGUAAAACAUUCAUGAAAAUCAAGGGCAAGUAAUUUGAAGUCACAAGAACCAGAGGACUGGAUCAAGGGUGUUGUGUAGGUUUACUAAAAUGCGAGCCCUGGAGAUCUGGAGGUUGACAUUAAAUGAGCUGUUCCUCACUGCAGUCACAACACAGUAAUCUUCCCGAGGCAAGGGAGUUAACUGACUAUAAAGUCUGGUUUCCACCCCUGCCGAAUAGGCUGGCAUUAUGGAGCAUAUUGGCACUAACGAGUCUAUGCAUAGUCCAAUCAAAAUCACAUAAUGAAAUUGACAUCCCGUUUGUAAACUGCCAUACAGAUUUUGGUCACUUGCAGGAUUUGCAGAGCAUGUGUACCGCCAACUUGGCUUCAACUGAUAAAUCAUUUCAUAUUAUUAAUCAAGGUCCUCAUGUGAUUUGAUGUGCUUUUCGAAAUAAGACCUGUUUUAUUACAAUAUACAUUUUGAUUAUCGAUGUUUAAUUGCAGGAGUUACGACAGGGUAACACUGUCCAUGUUAAAUUGCAGGAGUAGAAUUACCUUGUGACCGUUGAUGUGCAAGUUGCAGCUUGUUGCUGGCUUCUCUAGAAGGGACUUGCUUCCUGCUUCAGCUGAUCCUCUAGCAAUAAUGCAGACAUCUUAUUAACAGCUGUGAAUUUGUUUUCUUCAGUAAUGUUUUUAUCUGCUGCUUCAGAUACCAUUGUAUUUGAGGAGAGUACCAUGAGAAUUUCAUUGUCAUUUGAAUUUCCUAAUAAAACUGUUAAGAAUUCAA